AUGGGGGAUUUAAAUUACUUUCUUGGACUUCAAAUCAAGAAACUCAAGGAAGGAACAUUUGUGUGUCAAGCAAAAUAUUGUCACGAGUUUCUUAAACGCUUCAGAAUGGCAGUUUCAAAGUCUAUUGACACUCCAAUGCCCAUAAAUGGAAACUUGGAUAGAGAUGAAAAUGGUAAGGAUGCUAGUGUCAAAAUAUGUAGAGGUAUGAUCAAAUCUUUUCUAUACCUUCCUACAUCUAGGCCUGAUAUAAUGUUUAGUGUGUGCAUGUGUGCUCGGUAUCAAUCCGCUCCCAAGGAAUCACAUUUAAAAGUAGUAAAGCGCAUCCUUAGAUACCUUAAUGGUACAUCUAAGUAUGGAAUUUGGUUUUCUAAAGGGAGUGAUUAUAGUUUGGUUGGUUACUCUGAUUUUGAUUUUGCCGGUUGCAACUUAUAUAGGAAAAGUACCAGUGAAACUUGCCAUUUAUUUUCAAACUCCCUAGUUAGUUGGCAUAGCAAGAAGAAAGUCUCAAUUUCUUUGUCAAUUGCCGAGGUGGAAUAUGUUGCAGCCGAUAGUUGUUGUGCUCAAAUUCUCUGGCUUAAAUAA
Molecule: messenger RNA, 582 nt
Organism: Lathyrus oleraceus (garden pea)
Lineage: Eukaryota; Viridiplantae; Streptophyta; Magnoliopsida; Fabales; Fabaceae
Product: secreted RxLR effector protein 161-like
Exons: 1
Coding region: 1-582 (193 amino acids)
Source: RefSeq, a predicted model, not a curated record